UUUUGUUUUCCAAGAUGGCGGUAAAUGUUGAAAUUGUCAACCGGGCAUGGAAUGUUGUAUGCGAGUCUCUUACACCAGGAAAGACACCAAGAUCGCUCAGCAACACUGAAGUAGAAUUCCAAAAUGCAGUUCAAGUUUUAAUCCAAAACACUUUAGGUCAUAUUAUUGAAGAGUGGUUUUUAGAAAAUCUGCAGCAAUAUCUACGCCUACAAGUAGCUGCCAAGUUUUGGAGCUAUUUUGAGCCAUCCACCAGCAAUGAAUAUGUCGCUGUGGAUCGUACAGAACAACUAUCACAAGCUGUGGAAUAUCUCCACACUGUUGUGUCGGACUAUGUCCCGUGCUUCAAUAAACUGGAGUCUGUCAGCCAGCUGAGUCAGUACCGUAAACCGUCACUUCUGAUGCAUGCUGGUUCAUUGUCCAGUACAUUCAUAUUGUUGAUAAAGGCAGUCGUGUUUAACCUGAUCCCACGCUCAUUCAAGGACGCAGUGGAUGCGUUCUACUCCGAGGCAUUCAAGGCCUUCCACCACAGCAGUUCAGAAGAAGAACAAGAAGGUGACGAUGAAGAGGAGUUGACAGGUUGUAAAGGGUGUGGCCAGGGAAUGGACAUAUGUCGAUGUCAGGACAUCAUGGUCAGAUUUCACAAGCUAAAUGCCAAGCUAGAUGAUGUUGGGAUACUGGAGCGUGUGUCGGGGUCAGCUGUCACGGCCAUUGUCCAUGAGAGAAUCAAACAGCACGUGGAGAGUACCUGUAAAGGAAACUUUGAAACAUCUUAUCUGGAUAAUCUGCAAAGUUGGUUGGAGACAAAAGUGCUAGGCUGGUUACAUCUUGUGUAUUCUGAUGAAAGACGCCACACCACUGCUGACUGUAUUUCUGGAUUUAAAGGCAGACUUCUCCACUUCUUGUUUGAGACAUAUGCCAAAACACAGAUAGAUCAACUCUUCAACAUCAUCAUAGAAUACCCGGAGUCAGAACCUGCUAUAUUAGAUCUGAAAGUGUGUCUAGAGAAGACAGAUCAGCGCCCACACCUGGUUACCUCUCUGAAGUCAGCCCUAGAGACAAGACUCCUGCAUCCAGGUGUGAACACCUCGGAUAUUCUUACUGCAUAUAUAGCUGCUAUCCGUGCUCUCAGAGUGCUCGAUCCCGCAGGGGUCAUUCUAGAACUCGUCUGUGAUCCUGUCAGAAAAUAUCUAAGGUCCCGAGAUGACACUGUGCGCUGUAUUGUCUCCAACCUGACAGAUGAUGGGAGCAAUGAGUUAUUAGAUGAACUAAUUAAGGGUCAGCCCCUCCUCCUAGAUGAGGGCUGUCAUAGUGAUGACGAGGAUGAUGACUGGGAGAAAUGGAUUCCAGACCCGGUGGAUGCUGACCCUUCCACGACAUCUAAGAGCAGGCGAGCCUCUGACAUCAUCAGUAUGCUGGUGAAUAUAUAUGGCAGCAAGGAACUUUUCGUGAACGAGUACCGAACUCUGCUUGCGGACCGCAUCCUCACCCAGUUUAAUUACGACAUUGAGAAGGAGAUCCGAUACCUUGAGCUGCUCAAACUGCGGUUUGGUGAGGCACAGCUCCACUACUGCGAGGUCAUGCUGAAGGACGUGGCCAACUCUAAACGUCUCAAUUCUCGAGUGGUGGAAGAGAGGUCAAAGGGCACACCACAGGAGAUUGAAGUGAAUGCUAUGAUCCUGUCGGCGCAGUUCUGGCCAGCGUUCCGGGAGGAGAAAAUUGCCCUGCCAGAUAUAAUGCAGAACUCACUGGAGUGUUAUACUAAAGUAUAUGAGACACUGAAAGGCAAUCGCACACUCAACUGGAAACCUCAUCUUGGUUUGGUCAACGUGGACAUAGAACUCAAAGACCGGACCUUGACCUUCAACGUGUCACCUGUUCAUGCUGCCAUCAUAAUGCAGUUUGAAAAUCAAGCACGGUGGACCAUAGAGGAGCUUAGUAAUGUUCUACAGAUGCCUGCCACAGCACUACGGAGGAAGAUUGCAUACUGGCAGACACAGGGACUGCUCAAAGAGGAGACUACAGACACUUUCAUCCUCAUAGAGGAACACAAAGGGCGUACACACGACGUCAUCAUCACCGACGAUGACGAGACAGAGUCGGCUAUGGCGUCUGCCCAUGCCCAAAGGGAAGAAGAGCUACAGGUUUUCUGGUCCUACAUUGUGGGCAUGCUGACCAACCUUGAGAGCUUGCCAUUGGAGAGGAUACACAGCAUGCUGCGUAUGUUUGCCAUGCAGGGACCGUCUGCCUUGGAAUGUAGUGUGCCUGAGCUCAAGGAAUUCCUCGACAGAAAAGUUAAGGAACAAAAACUUAUAUAUUCUGCAGGGGUGUACAGACUCCCAAAACCUAGCUGAGCAUGACAUGCCGAUUCACUCGUAUCCUGAUGAAGAGUCUUGUCCACCCCAGCAAUGGACAACCGUAUAUUACACUAGGCUGUGUGUACUGACUGACCCAGCCCUGCUGUGUGUUAUUAACAAAAGACUUGACCAACACAGCAGUGGACAACACAGAAUCAGAAUCAGAAUAGCAAACUCCAUCGCCAGCAAUUGACAACAUAUUACACUUGUUGGUGUGUGCACAGACUGACUCAACCUAGCGGUGGACAACAUAUUAUUAAACUGCUCUGUGUACAGACUGACUGGCCCAAUCCAGCAGUGUACAGACUGCAGAAAGUGCCAGACGAUGUUCAGCCCAUUAGUGAGGAUAAUGACCAACUUGUGUAUUCAUCCUAUAACAGAAACUUGCCAAUUUCAAUGUGUAGAUGAUGAUAUCAGUGACAACUGAGAUAAGAUAUUGAGAAUCUUGUAACUCAGUUACGUGUUGAUCUAGACAAACCAGACUCAUUGAGGAUGUGUCGUGACCAUGCAUGAGGGAUUGUCUAAUGUGUGUUGUCAUUUCUGGAGUACUGCGCCAACUAACAAUUAUAAAUGCCAUAAGUGUUUGUGGCUGCAUAGUAUACAAUAAUUGUUAGAAGUUUUACAGGAAGCCAGUUUUUAAUCUCAUCCUUGGAAAACAUUAACAUGCAUUCAGUCUCAUUAAGUAAUAUAUAACAUAUUCACUUAUUCCCCCUAUGAAAGUGGGUGGUUUAAGUGAAAGAUGGAAAAUCUAACACCAAGGAACAAAAUAAAAGUUUCUGCUAUUU
Mizuhopecten yessoensis (Yesso scallop) is the source of this 3139-nucleotide messenger RNA. RefSeq names its product anaphase-promoting complex subunit 2-like. Gene Ontology annotation, biological process: ubiquitin-dependent protein catabolic process. Bases 15 to 2351 code for a protein of 778 amino acids. Lineage: Eukaryota; Metazoa; Mollusca; Bivalvia; Pectinida; Pectinidae. Gene Ontology annotation, molecular function: ubiquitin protein ligase binding. Gene Ontology annotation, cellular component: anaphase-promoting complex. The transcript has 12 exons. The record is from RefSeq and is a predicted model, not a curated record.